This is a messenger RNA of Drosophila ficusphila, 542 nucleotides long. Its product is annotated as ERI1 exoribonuclease 2-like. The record is from RefSeq and is a predicted model, not a curated record. NCBI's taxonomy places the organism in Eukaryota, Metazoa, Arthropoda, Insecta, Diptera, Drosophilidae. Gene Ontology annotation, biological process: exonucleolytic trimming to generate mature 3'-end of 5.8S rRNA from tricistronic rRNA transcript (SSU-rRNA, 5.8S rRNA, LSU-rRNA). Gene Ontology annotation, molecular function: nucleic acid binding; 3'-5'-RNA exonuclease activity. The transcript has a single exon. The coding region runs from base 99 to 542 and encodes 147 amino acids.
AAACAAACUAAAAAUAAACGAAUUUCGAAUAGCAUAAAUUCACAAGGGCUCUGCCAAAAGGAAAGUCAAUUAUAUAGCUACAGCAUCGAACAAUAAAGAUGGCCUUGAUAAGACUGGCUAGACAACUGGGUCUGAUCGAUACUAUUUAUGUGGAGGGAGCCCGACCAGAUCCAUCCAACGAUCCCGAGGAGUCGCUCAACGAGGACGAAAUUACAGCAGCCAACACAGUGCCAGUUAAAACCAAGAAGUCAAGAAAGUCCAAACAACUGGCCAUGCAGUCCUAUUCGUAUGUGAUCGCUGUGGACUUUGAGGCAACCUGCUGGGAGAAACAGGCGCCACCGCAAUGGCGAGAAGCGGAGAUCAUUGAAUUUCCAGCCGUGCUGGUCAACCUAAAGACAGGCAAGAUCGAGGCCGAGUUUCACAAGUAUAUCCUGCCCGUUGAGUCGCCGCGCUUGAGUUGCUACUGUACGGAACUGACUGGCAUCCAGCAGAAGACUGUGGACAGCGGAAUGCCGCUGCAGACGGCGAUGAUGAUGUUAUAG